AUGAUGAGAAGACUAUCCAAUAGAAGUGAAGCUGCUAUUAAUGUUACUGAAAAUGGAAAUAUUGUGAAAAAAAUCCAAAAAUCACGACAAAGACGAAUUUUAUCAUGUAUGCAUUGUCAUUCAAAGAAAAUCAAAUGUUCAAGAAGUAAUCCUUGUGAGAAUUGUAUUAAAUUAGAGAUUGAGUGUAAAUAUUUUAUUAAUGAACGUCAAUCUAGAGGUGGUAAACAACUGAGUAGAUUAACUGAAGAUGAGAAAAAAAUGAGAGGUAUUACUUUAGAAUCAAGCAAUGAUGAAAGUGAUAGUUCAAUAAAUAUUACAAGUUCAGUAGCUACAAGUUUAGAAGAAGAUGAAAAUGGAAAGAAAUCAAUAGAACAACCACAUCCACAUCCUGGCACGGCUUCCAUACCUUUUAAUUUAGAAUCUAAUGAUUUAACAUCAACUACUACAUUAAUGCAAAGUCCAAUAGUGAAUAAUUUUACAAAUAAUAUAACAAAUAGUUAUUUUAGUGGUAAUUUUACAAAUCCACAACCACAACCACAACCACAACCUCACCCUCAAUCAACAACAUCAUCAACUCCACAACUACAAAAUGAGGAUACAAUACUGUUUGGUUUGAGUUCAUUUGCAUUAGCUAAUCAAGAUAUGAUAUUUAAUAACAUGUUACAAAAUCACAAUUCAAUAGAAAGAAAUUACAAUAGUCCAACCAAUAAUAUUUAUUUGUUCAAUGCUGCUUCAACUACCGAAAACACCAACAAUAACAUACUAGAAGAUCUAUCAAAACAUCUACCACCAAAUAAAGAACGUUCAUUUGAAUUAAUUGAACGAUAUCUUAAUUCUGUUCAUUUAUUACUUCCAAUAAUACCAAACAUGAAAGAUUUUUUAAUCGAACAUGAAACAUUUUGGAAUUUAGAAUCAUUUCACUCUCCCAAUUUCAACCAUCUACAAUUUUUCACAUUAUAUUUUCCUAUAUUAUAUGCAGCUACAAUUUCAGAAUUUGAAGAGUUUGAUAAUCUUUUGUUGAAUCAAGAUAUCGAUAAAUAUCUCCAAGCAAGUCACAAAAUCAAUAAAUUUUACAACUAUCCUCAUGGAAAUAAACUGAUUUCAUUAUUAUUAGCUAAUGUGCUUAUUGAAUCAUUAUCACCCAAUCCGUCAACAAUCAUCAUGUCUCAAAUUAUUCGAUAUGCAAAAUUUUUACACUUACAUAAAGAUCCAUUAUUGACUUUACGUAUUCAAGAUUGGGAAAUUAUAAAUUUUAGAAGAUUAUUAUGGUGGAUUAUAUUCGGAUUAGAUGCAUUAAGUAGUCAUAACUUUUGCUUGCCUCCAAAUUGUCGAAUUGAUGAUUUUAAUGUUUUACUUCCAGAUGAGUCUGAAAUGGUUAAUAAUGUUAAAAAAUUAAAGUUGAGUAUCUUAUCAUGUAAUAUUAAAUUUAGAUUUGAUAGAAUUUUAUCGGAGUUGGUUUAUUAUUUACAUAAUGGAUUGAAUUCAAACAUAAAUAAUGAUCAAAUAAAUGAAAUAAAGGGCAUGAUUCUAGAAUAUUAUAAUAGUAUCCAUGUGAGUAUAAAUAAAAUGAAUCAAUAUUAUAGACUGAAUCUACCUACGACUGUUCAAGAAAUGAAUUUGAUUAGUUUUGUAACUAAUCAUUGUUGGACUUUUGUUGAUCGGGCAUUAAUGUUACUACAUAAAAAGAUACUACUUAAUGAUAACCAUGAAGAAACAACUCAGAUACAAAUGAUAAAAAAUUUCAAUAAAGAGAAGGAUGGAAAAUUAUCACUUUCAAAAUAUGAAGACACGUUCGGAAGGAUGCAGGAAGCUAAUAUAAUUGAAAAUUUCAACAAGAGUUCAAUCUCCCUUUUGAAAUUUAACCAAUUUGAAAAUUUCAGCUAUGAUAAAUUAAACAACAAUCUAAUACCCUCCAUUCUCCAUAAUUUGAAUGAUUUCCUUAAAUAUAAUGACUUUAUCAAAUUUGGAAAAUAUAAUUGGUAUAUUAAAAGAAUAAUUCCUAUUGACUCAGUCAUUCUUAUGUUUAUCAUAAUCACGGUGAAAUUCAAAUACGAAUUCAUAAAUAUAAAUGAACUAUGCAUAUAUGUCAAAUUGAUAAACAAAACACUAUUUAUAAUCAAUAGGAAAUAUUUCAAAAAUGAAAAAUAUAAACGAAUGUUAUCAUUGACUAACUUAUCAUGGGAGUACAUACUCAAGAGCUUUCAAAUUAUUCAAUUAAUUUCCCAAUAUCAACCUGACUCAUAUUUUGAUUAUCAAAUUACUAGUUCAGCUAACAUGAAUGAAUUAUUUAGUGUAAUGGAUGUACCACAACCUGAAUUUACUUCACAACAAGUUACUUAUAAUAAUAACGUUGGUCAAGGUGCUCAAUUGGCCGUUAAUAGAAGUUUAUCAAAUGAAGUAAGGAAUGAAUUGAUGAGUUUAAAUUCUAAAAUUCAAUAUGAUUUACGUAAUAAUUUUGUUGAUGUUAAUGACUAUUGUGCAUUUUAUUCAAGUUUGGAAAAUAUAUUAAGUGAGUUGAUAAAUUAUAUAAAUGAAUAG
This is a messenger RNA of Insectozyma verbasci, 2538 nucleotides long. The record is from the annotation of a GenBank genome assembly. NCBI's taxonomy places the organism in Eukaryota, Fungi, Ascomycota, Pichiomycetes, Serinales, Debaryomycetaceae.